AAUAAAAACCGAACAGCUGUUUUCCCAACUGCAAAGCGCUUGUGUUCCAAAUUUUACGUAAUUCGUAUUUUGAAGCCGAAUUCUGCGCGUAUUGAGAGCAGUUUAGCACGCCUAGCGAAAUGUCGGCCCUCCGCCAAGUGAUGUGCCGAGGCACUGCCUCUCUGCAGCUCUACCAGGCCAACAAACUGGCCGCCGCCCGCUGGGCAUCCGCAUCCUCAUCCUCACCCGACGGCGGUCCACUGGACCCCAAGCUGGCUUUGGCCCGUCCCGAUGAGCUGGAGCAGCGCAACAAGCUGAGCGGCAAGAUCUCGGUGCCCACGGCCGUCAAUCUUGGCCCCAUCACCGGUGUCCCCGAGGAGCAUCUCAAGGAACGCCGCGUCCGCAUCCAUAUUCCGCCCAAGAAUGCCAUGCAGAGCGGCACGGACAACAUCAACACCUGGCAGAUCGAGUUCGACAACCGCGAGCGCUGGGAGAACCCCCUCAUGGGCUGGGCAUCCUCCGGCGACCCGCUGUCCAACAUGAACGUGCAGUUCGGUUCCCAGGAGGAGGCCAUCACAUACUGCGAACGGAACGGCUGGCGCUGGUAUGUCGACGGCGCAGAGAAGCCCAAGAAGGAGCGCGUCAAGAACUACGGCAUCAACUUCUCCUGGAACAAGCGCACGCGCGUCUCCACCAAGUAGGCUCCUCCACCGCCAGGAGGAUCCUCAAGCCAGGAUCAUAGACAAAUGUUUUUUUUUUCUCUUUGCUUUGUUCAUUAUCUGAAUACCCAAAUAAACAGUCGGCUAAACAUAGGAAGUGCUCU
This is a messenger RNA of Drosophila subpulchrella, 802 nucleotides long. RefSeq names its product NADH dehydrogenase [ubiquinone] iron-sulfur protein 4, mitochondrial (gene ND-18). Bases 120 to 680 code for a protein of 186 amino acids. Gene Ontology annotation, biological process: electron transport chain. The record is from RefSeq and is a predicted model, not a curated record. Lineage: Eukaryota; Metazoa; Arthropoda; Insecta; Diptera; Drosophilidae. The transcript has 3 exons.